Neoarius graeffei (lesser salmon catfish) is the source of this 1346-nucleotide messenger RNA. RefSeq names its product protein phosphatase, Mg2+/Mn2+ dependent, 1Na (putative) (gene ppm1na). Gene Ontology annotation, molecular function: protein serine/threonine phosphatase activity; magnesium ion binding; manganese ion binding. The record is from RefSeq and is a predicted model, not a curated record. The transcript is spliced from 6 exons. NCBI's taxonomy places the organism in Eukaryota, Metazoa, Chordata, Actinopteri, Siluriformes, Ariidae. Gene Ontology annotation, biological process: protein dephosphorylation; positive regulation of canonical NF-kappaB signal transduction; positive regulation of canonical Wnt signaling pathway. The coding region runs from base 1 to 1317 and encodes 438 amino acids. Gene Ontology annotation, cellular component: nucleus; cytosol.
AUGAGGACAGCAAGGCGAGCCAGCACUGUGGAGGUUCCCUCCUUCCUGCGACAGCUGGUGAGGGAGACUGAAAAGAUGGUCACUUUCUUUUUCAAGGGAGGGCAGGAGGAACACCAAGCAGAUAAUGAUUCGGACUCUGAAGAGGAUAAUGAUGAUGUGGAGGAGAUACCCAGUCCUUACCUGGAGAGGCCAAUACUACAGAAGCACACUACUGAGGGUGAGUCUAAGUGGGGCGUUAGCUAUGCCCUGGCCAGCAUGCAGGGAUGGCGUGCGCAAAUGGAGGAUGCCCACACAUGCAUGCCUGAAAUGACUGAGGGUCUGCUGGAUUGGAGCUACUUUGCUGUGUUUGAUGGGCAUGCUGGAAACACUGUGGCUCAGUAUUGUUCCACACAUCUGCUUGAUCACAUCCUUGCAACAGGUGGCAUAACUUCAGAGGAAAAUGUAGAGCAAGUGAAAGACAGCAUCCGAGAUGGGUUCUUAGGCAUUGACCGCCACAUGCAUGAACUGGCUCGCACCGAUGGCUGGGACCGCAGUGGCUCCACAGCAGCUGCUGUCAUGAUCUCUCCACGAAACAUCUACUUUAUCAAUUGUGGUGACUCCCGCACCUUCCUGUGCCGCAAUGGUCAGGUGGUCUUCUACACGGAGGACCACAAGCCCUGCAACCCACGUGAGAAGGAGCGUAUACAGAAUGCAGGAGGCUCAGUCACACUGCAGCGCGUCAAUGGCUCCCUGGCUGUAUCUCGUGCCCUUGGAGAUUUCACAUUUAAGGAGGUGGAGUGGAGGACACAGACGGAGCAGCUGGUGUCCCCUGAACCUGAAGUCUAUGAUCUGGAGCGCUCACCCAAUGAUGAAUUCCUAGUGGUGGCUUGUGAUGGAGUUUGGGACGCCAUCAGUAAUGAAGACCUGUGUGCCUUUGUGCACAACCGGCUUUCUGUGUGUGAUGAUUUGAGGGAAAUCUGUACACAGGUCAUCGACCUCUGCCUCUAUAAGGGAAGUCUGGACAAUAUGAGCAUCAUCAUCAUCUGCUUCAGUGGCUCUCCACAGGUGACUCCUGAAGCUUUGCAACGGGAGGCAGAGCUGGAACAACUCAUAGAGCUUAAAGUAAAAGAGAUCAUUCAAGUGAUUAGGUCUAAAAAUGAAGAUCUUGAUCUGUUCCAUGUGAUGAAGUUUCUGUCAUCUGAAAACAUCCCUGGACUUCCACCAGGGGGUGGUAUCACAAGCAAGAGAGACUGCAUAAUCGCUGCAUACCAGAAAUAUUCAGCAGCUUUUAGAACUGUUGAGCCUGUGGAUAUUGGCGGCUCAGAGGAUUCUAACUAGUAGUGGUUGCCUUGGAAACUGAAUCAGAA